Apis cerana (Asiatic honeybee) is the source of this 1852-nucleotide messenger RNA. It is a transcript of the gene eIF5, whose product is annotated as eukaryotic translation initiation factor 5. The record is from RefSeq and is a predicted model, not a curated record. Gene Ontology annotation, cellular component: cytosol. Gene Ontology annotation, molecular function: translation initiation factor activity; GDP-dissociation inhibitor activity; eukaryotic initiation factor eIF2 binding. Gene Ontology annotation, biological process: formation of cytoplasmic translation initiation complex; translational initiation. Lineage: Eukaryota; Metazoa; Arthropoda; Insecta; Hymenoptera; Apidae.
AUGGGGAGUGUCAACGUAAAUCGUAAUGUCAGCGAUGCGUUUUAUCGCUAUAAAAUGCCACGGAUUCAAGCCAAAGUAGAAGGCAAGGGAAAUGGUAUCAAAACUGUGAUCGUGAAUAUGGUUGAUGUCGCGAAAGCGAUUGGAAGACCUGCCACCUAUCCUACUAAGUACUUUGGUUGUGAGCUCGGAGCACAAACUCAAUUUGAUUUCAAAAAUGAAAGAUUUAUAGUAAAUGGUUCGCACGAUGCUACAAAAUUGCAAGAUCUUUUGGAUGGAUUCAUUCGCAAAUAUGUAUUAUGCCCGGCUUGCGAUAAUCCUGAGACCGAAUUGAUGGUCAGUUCGAAAAAAGGGACUAUUUCACAGGGAUGCAAAGCGUGUGGCUAUCACGGGCUAUUGGAAAGUAAUCAUAAAUUGAACACCUACAUUCUAAAGAACCCACCGAGCUUGAAUCCUGCUGUUCAAGGUAGUUCUUUAACUGAAGGUAAACGUGGGAAACGUUCAAAACGUGCGAAUGGUGAAACAACUACCACUACAACCACUGCUACUGCUAAUGGCGAUCGAUCUGGUUCUCCGGAAAACGAUACCAACACCACCGAUAUCGUGGUCGAGGCUCCUGAAAAAAUGGCGGACGAGAACGGAGAUGAUGAUAAUUGGGCAGUCGAUGUGUCGGAGGAGGCAGUCAGAGCCCGUCUACAGGACUUGACAGACGGGGCAAAAGGAAUGACCAUCAGCGAUGAUCUUGACAAGACUGAAAAAGAGAGGAUGGACAUGUUUUAUAAGUUAGUUAAAUGUCGUCGCGACGCUGGGCAAUUGGAUAAUCAUAAAGAGCUGAUCACAGAGGCCGAACGUCUGGAAAUCAAGACAAAAGCGCCAUUGAUUCUGGCCGAACUACUCUUCGAUCAAAAUAUUGCUGCUCAAGCUAAAAAAUAUCGAGUACUUCUCCUUCGUUUUACCCACGAUGAUAUUAAGGCACAGAAAUAUUUAAUUAGAGGAAUUGAACAAGUAAUAGCACUGCAUAAAGACGCUUUGAUGCCGAAAGUACCUGGCAUUUUAAAGCUCUUUUAUGAUGCUGAUAUUUUGGAAGAAAAAGCGUUAUUCGAAUGGUCAAACAAAGUGACUAAAAAAUACGUAUCAAAAGAUUUAUCCCAAGAAAUUCAUGAUAAAGCUGCACCAUUUUUAACUUGGUUACAAGAAGCAGAAGAAGAGGAUUCUGAACCAGAAGAAGAAGACGAUGAUUUGGAGAUUGAAUACGACGAUAGAGCCAAACAAUCACUAAAACCACAAGAGUCACCCCCUAUGCAGAAGCCUGCUGUAGUCAAUGAAGACUCGGAUGACGAAGAUGAUUUUGAUAUUGAUGCCAUUUAAAAAGAUGCUCAGUAGUCGGACAUAAAAAAUAUAUAAUAAAAAAUAGAAGAAGAAGAAUAGAAAAAAAAAAUAUGUCCGAUAAAUGAUGACGAACGAUUAUUUCUCACACGAUACAAAGAGUCGCAAUGCAAUGUAUUAUAAUAUAGCAUUUUGUUAUUUUAGGCCAAGAAGUGAUUAUGAAGCCAUUAUAUAUAUAUGAGAAAUUUUAACUGUUCCCAAGUUAGCAAUAUUUAUCUGUACCGUAACACUUUUAAUUGUUUUUAAUAAGGCGAUUACGAAUUACCUAUACAUUAUUCCUAAUUAAUUAUUGAGAGAUUUAAAAAAAAAAAACGGAUGCUUCUAUACAUUGAUAUGCAUCUAUUUUAGAAGAAAUAAAAUAUUGAUAGUUCUCUGCCGUUAUUGGGAAGUUGGCCUGCUAAAAGCGUUCUCUAUUGUAUCUAUUUACUAUUCAAAUAAUAAUUAUUCAAAUAAAUAUGGUUUACCGCAA